Bursaphelenchus xylophilus (pine wood nematode) is the source of this 10340-nucleotide messenger RNA. Lineage: Eukaryota; Metazoa; Nematoda; Chromadorea; Rhabditida; Aphelenchoididae. The record is from the annotation of a GenBank genome assembly.
AUGAGCUACGGGGUCUCGUUGGAGGACCUGCGCUCCUUGAUGGAGUGCCGGGGCGCCGAGGGCAAGGAGCGCAUCGACGCCGAGUACGAAGGCUUCGAUGGCCUGUGCAAGCGCCUAAAAACCGACCCCCUCAACGGGUUGCCGAACACGACGGAGGAGUUGGAGAGGCGACGCGCCGUCUUCGGCGCCAAUGAAAUCCCACCCCAUCCGCCCAAGGGCUUCUUCACGUUGGUGUGGGAGGCCCUGCAAGAUGUGACGUUAAUCAUCCUACUGGUCAGUGCGGUCAUUUCCCUCGCCCUCUCGUUUUAUCGACCGCCCGAGAAUCCAGGAGGUAAGCGAAUGCUCCUUUGGCUUUCAUUUUCAAUUUGAGGUAUACGAACCCUUACAAAACCACUUUCACAGACAAUGAAGAGAUAAUAUUUUGAUUUUCAGUCGCAGUAGACGAAUCAGAGCACGACGCCGGAUGGAUCGAAGGUGUCGCCAUUCUGAUUUCAGUAGUUGUUGUUGUUUUGGUGACGGCAUUGAACGAUUACACAAAGGAAAAACAAUUUCGUGGCCUUCAGGCCAAAAUCGAGACCGAACACAAGUUCUCGGUGAUCCGAGGCGGGGUUUCGAUGCAGAUCGUUGUCAACGAAUUGGUCGUUGGUGACAUCGCUCAAAUCAAAUAUGGUAGGUUGACUUCAUAACGUCGCUCAAGAAAUAACUCAAUUUAAGAUAAAUCAUCUUUUCGUAUCCAACUUAUCUCAAUUUUUUAGGUGAUCUCCUGCCCGCUGACGGUGUUCUAAUUCAAGCAAAUGACUUGAAAAUCGACGAAUCCUCACUUACCGGCGAAUCCGACCUGAUCCGAAAGUCCCCCGACCAUGAUCCGAUGCUCUUGUCGGGCACUCAUGUCAUGGAGGGCAGCGGCAAGAUGCUGAUCACCGCCGUCGGAGUGAACUCGCAGACCGGCAUCAUCAUGACCUUGCUGGGAGCGGCCAAGACCGUCGCCGAAGAGGAGCGGAAGCAGCAGAAGCGCGAAGGUUUGUUUGCGUCUCUAUGGCUCGUCGUUACUUUGUCGCUCUAUCUUGUGUUCGGUUCUGUUGCUGGAUAUCUGUACUAUUCGACUUUCAGACUGGAUAUGCUUAGCGAGCCGGAAGCGCGGCCGAUUUCCGGCUGCGUACGCGAUAUCUUCGAAUAUCGCCGGUUGCAGAUUUCAUGCCUCAUUUUUUCGCGCAAUGCCGUCAAUGCAAGCCGCAUUGUCGGCGUUCGCAUUUCAAAAUCUAUCCGUUUUCACGGCGUAUUUCCAAAAUCUUUCCGUUUUCUGAGUUGUGACGCUUAAAUGGGCCCGGAGCGUGGAUCCAAAAAUUAAAAUUUUUCUUCUUUUAGACCGACGAACUCGACGCAAAAGCAAAGCAUCAGGUAGGCAAAAAUACGACACGUAUUUUUGGAACGUCUGUCUUGCAUCAUUUGUCAUUUCCGCACCGAGUUUGUUUCACAUCUUAAACACACAGCCAACGAAAUAACAUUUUUUUCCUUCUCACCGGCAAAUUUUCCUUCCAAUUUCUGCUCAAUACAAGGCCUAAUUUGGCAGGCAAAUUUAAGCCAAAGUCCUAAUUUUUCGGGCAUUUCUUGACUAACAUUUUAUGCGCGGUUUCGGAAGGGACGUCAUGAGAACACCACCAACUUCCCACGGAACAAAUGGACGUUGUCGAACGACACAGAAUCCAAUUUAAGCACCUCUCUUUCCGUUUAUAGUGCACCUCUUCCAUUCACUAUUAGUUCACAAAUGUUUCCCUUCGAAUAACCUGAGUUUACAGUGCGAAUUCGACGCUCCAUUCCGUACAAUGCGAGUCUGGAAGGUAAGGGCUGAAUCUGAUUUCGGUUUUUGAGUGCCAGAGGGGAUAGCAGUCUUAAUAAGGCGCCAUGGGCAUACCCAUUACUUUACGAACCGAAAGUCGAACCGAGGUGUUGUUAACCACCUUCUUUUCAACCUUUACUUACUCCCAACCGAUUUUAACAACCUGCUAGCCUAACCUCAGCGGCUCUUCGGCCGAUACCGCUUUGAAAACGCGAGUAACAAUACUGUUGUAUACUCAUCGUCUCGUAACAUUUGGUUUGUGAUGUCGUCAAGCUCAGUUCAUAACGCUUUUCUCUUUUUUGCUUACCGCACGGUGUGAGGCUAUAAUAUUGCGCGGCUUUGCACGUUCGAGGACUCAGAGCCAUUUGCGGUCCAGGCUCCGAAUAUUACGCGCUUCUGUUUCACUCAACAUCGUCGUCUUGCUCUUGAGGUCUCUCAUUUGUCCAGAACAGAACCGGAACACAAUGUCUAACAUGAAUCGAGAGUCUAUUCUUGUCGCUUGGCUUCCGUGUCGUCAAAUGUUGACGGCCAGAGCCACCGCUUUGUUGUGAUUGGUCUCAAGCAAACGUUUCUUCAGGCGUCGAACCCCCGGCCAUCACCUUAGACGAUGGAACAAAGCAGGCGCUUCUCACCGAAGACCGUAAGUCAUUUGGCCAAGAAAACGUUGUUUUACGACCGUGUUCGAAAGGGUUUUGGCUUAAGUUUUAGUGAUUGUUAUGCGUAGCUGAGUAGAGACUGUGCGUACUGUACACCGUGUUGUGGUUGAAAGCUGAAUACAUUUUAGUUUGGUAACAGCCGAAGAGAGCUAUCGGGAGAGAUAUAGUUCGUAAUUUCGGAACCCACAGCGCAUCACUGAUGCUGCAAUUUUGCCACUCCCUAACUAAACAGUUAUUUUCCGCAUUUUUCGACGGUUUAACGCCAGGGGUGUUUUCCUUUCAAUUUCGGUCCUUAAAGUUUUAAAUUACUUUUAACAUAGACAAGAAUUUCCAUGGAUGAAAAGCUGCGUUCAAGUAGAAACCCAAUUUUUUAGACAUCAAAUUGGAUGGUUACAACGGCGCCGCAGCUGGUGCAGCCCUUCCAAAGGGAGAAGAAGGCGAGCAAAAGAAGGAACGGUCCGUUCUUCAAGCCAAGCUCACCCGACUGGCCAUUCAAAUCGGAUAUGCUGGAUCGUUCGUCGCUGCCUGCACAGUGCUCAUCCUGAUCAUCCGAUUCUGCAUCUCCAACUACGGAAUCGACGGAAACGCCUUCUCAUUGGCCGACUUCCAGUUCUUCAUCAACUCGCUGAUUAUUGGUGUGACGGUGUUGGUCGUGGCCGUGCCUGAGGGUCUUCCUUUGGCCGUCACCUUGUCCUUGGCGUACUCCGUCAAAAAGGUUUGCAUCUUACACGUUUUUUUGAUUUUAUUCUUAGGUAAAAAACGCCAUGAAUAGCUGGAAUACACUAGUUUUGAUUAUUAACUCUUUGUUUGUAGAUGAUGUUGGACAACAACUUGGUUCGCCACUUGGAUGCCUGCGAAACCAUGGGAAAUGCGACAAGUAUUUGUUCUGAUAAGACUGGAACCCUCACCACCAACAGAAUGGCUGUGGUUCAGUCAUUCAUCAACGAUCAUCACUACAAAGAGACUCCCAAAUUCGAGAGCCUCAACCAGAAGACCCGCGAUUUGAUCGUAACUCUCAUCUCGGUCAACUCCAGUUAUUCCAGUCUUGUUAUCCCAUCGAAACAACCCGGAGGACAAGCUGAUCAACUUGGAAACAAGACUGAAUGUGGUAUGCUUGGCUUCGUUCUUAACCUAGGACAAUCUUACCAAAAGAUCCGUGAUCAAUACCCUGAAGAGAAGAUCUACAAGGUCUAUACCUUCAACUCGGUCCGAAAAAGCAUGUCGACUGUGUUGGAAAACAACGACGAUCGCAAGGGCUUCAGAGUCUUCACCAAGGGAGCUUCCGAGAUCAUCCUGAAGAAGUGCAAAUGGGUCCUUGGCAAAGAUGGAGUCGUCCAGAAGUUCUCUGAGAAGGAUCAAGAACGUCUUGUUCGGCAGGUCAUUGAACCGAUGGCUUCUGACGGCCUGCGUACUAUCGGACUCGCCUACAAAGACUACAGGCCAGGAAAUGCUCAAGCAGAAAACGAGAUCAACUACUCCGGAGAGAUCGACUGGGAAAACGAGGACGAGGUGAUCAGCCAGCUCACUCUGUUGGCCAUUGUUGGAAUCCAAGAUCCGGUCAGACCUGAAGUGCCGGAGGCUAUUGCUCGCUGCCAGUCUGCGGGAAUCACCGUCAGAAUGGUUACUGGUGAUAACAUCAACACUGCUCGUGCCAUUGCCACAUCUUGUGGAAUUCUCAGACCUGGAGAGGACUUUAUUGCUCUAGAAGGAAAGGACUUCAACGCUAGGUAAGUAAUCGCUAUUAUCCUUGUUUUUUCUAAAAAAUCAUUGAUAAUCAUUUUCUCUUCAGAAUCCGCGACGAGAAUGGGGAAGUCUCCCAAGCCAAAUUGGAUCAGAUCUGGCCUAAACUUCGUGUCUUGGCUCGAGCUCAGCCCUCUGACAAAUACGUUUUGGUCAAGGGUAUCAUUGACAGUAAAAUCAGCGAUAACCGGUAAGGUUUUACAUUAAAUUUUGAACACUCUAGGUAAUGCCAUAACCUUCAUAACGCGCAACUUUUCAGCGAAGUCGUAGCUGUAACUGGUGACGGUACAAACGACGGUCCCGCCUUGAAGAAGGCCGAUGUUGGAUUUGCCAUGGGUAUUGCGGGUACGGACGUGGCCAAAGAAGCCUCGGAUAUUAUUCUGACUGAUGACAACUUUACCUCAAUUGUCAAGGCCGUCAUGUGGGGUCGGAAUGUCUACGAUUCCAUUGCCAAAUUCUUGCAAUUCCAACUCACCGUCAACGUUGUCGCCGUGGUUGUGGCGUUCGUCGGAGCGUGUGCCAUUCAAGACACUCCUUUGAAGGCUGUUCAAAUGUUGUGGGUCAACUUGAUCAUGGACACACUGGCUUCGCUGGCGUUGGCAACAGAAAUGCCAACCAUGGACUUGUUGAACAGAAAGCCUUAUGGUCGUACUAGCCCUCUGAUUUCAAGAACCAUGUCGAAGAACAUCUUGGGUCAUGCCAUCUACCAGCUGGUCAUUUUGUUCGUCCUCAUCUUCGCUGGCGAGAAGUUCUUCGGCAUUGAUUCGGGACGUUGGGCGCCGCUUCACGCUCCACCAUCUGAACACUUUACAAUUGUCUUCAACACUUUCGUCAUGAUGACACUGUUCAACGAGAUCAACGCCAGAAAGAUCCACGGAGAAAGGAACGUGUUCCGAGGGCUGUUCACCAACCCAAUCUUCUACAGUAUCUGGGUGGUGACCAUGAUCACGCAAGUCAUUAUUGUUCAAUAUGGUGGCAGAUGGUUCUCAACUGCUCCAUUGAAUCUUGAGCAGUGGCUGUGGUGUGUCGCCUUCGGCGUCGGUGGACUUUUGUGGGGACAGGUAAGUUCUUCUCCCCGCAGCAAAUAUUUGUUAUCAUUCAGCCGAAGAAUCAUUAUUUGACGCGCUGAAUUUCAGGUAGUCACCACCAUCCCCACCAGUGGUCUGCCUCGAAGCUUCACCAUUGGCUCCGGAGAAGUGGAAUCCGCCGAUGACAUCUUCAACAACGAAUACGACGAUGCAGAGACCCACGAAAAGCGAUCUGGUCAGAUCCUGUGGAUCCGCGGUCUGACUCGACUCCAAACUCAGGUUGGUUUCUGUGGAAAAAUGGGGCCCUCUAGCUGAAUGUGAGAGUCUCCUAGGUACUGAAAGAAUCGGAAUUCUUUUUCCGGACGAGAAUACCUAUUUCGUCACAUCCGAAGACCAUUCGCGGACAUCGGUCCCGGUCUUUACACUCCUUCUAAACCAACUCCCGCAAAUCUCCGAAAAAUGAGUGCUGACCCUUGAAGCGAGUGCUGAAAAAGUUGCGUUGAAUAUCAGAGGAGAUAAGGCACCAGUCACAGUAAAAAAGUAUUCGUACGAAAUUUGUGGAAAACCCCUAGCCACUUUAGACGAACCAUGAACUUUGAACGAGAGUUUCUUGAUUUUUAUAUAUAAAGUGUACGAGUUUUUUAUUAUUAUUUCAUUUUAUAUUCGUAUUUUCAUUUUUUUACGAUGAUUUCUGCAUAAUUUUUAUUUUCAAAUACUUCUUGGUUUAAGUCGAUUGAGAGAAAAAAGAGUCAACCAAACCUCAGCCGCUGCGUAAUCAUGAUGAUAUUGCUGUGUUCAUAUAUUCCUGAGUUCCGUGUGAAGAUGUCGUACAUUGUGAGAGUGAUGUUGUAAGAGUAUUUUUGAGAGUUCUUAAAGUGUUGAAUUCUGCGCAUCGUCUGAAGUUCGACCGAAAAAACCGCUAGAGAAUCGAAAAACAGUACCCCAAACCCUCCUAUAAUCGAAUAAUAACUCAAACAGAUACUGUAAAUUAUAAAGAAAAGCCCGUUACCGUUUAUUCCGAUCCUCCUAGAGAAGCACCAAACUCCUUUCACCGAAAAUCCCUUUCUUUUCGCUAAAACUUGGCUAAUUUUCAACCAUUUUCUUGUCACUUACCCCUAUCUGCACCGAGCUUACGCUUCUGUACCCUUUGAUGGCGUUUGUAAUUUUAUAUUGUGUAACCAUUUUCAACACCAGCCACCACAUGAUUCGAUGAACGUUGAAGCGGCAUUCAGCUGGUAAAACAUGCUUGCGUAUUUUUCUUCUUGACCGUGCGCUUGGAAGUCGCUACAGCGAACACCAAUAGUUUUUGGAGACUCGGUACCGACUUCCACGCCGUCGACUCGCUUUCGUAGUGGACUGAAAUUUUCUGGUUGGUUUGGGUUUUUUUCAUCUUCAAAGUUCAUGGGCAGUCGCAUGUGAUUUUUAUUUUUUUAUAUUUUUUUGAUUUUUUCGAUUAUUUUUCGAUUCUUUUUGAAUAUCGAGUGCCUUCUUUACGUCACUCUGAUCAAUGUAAUUUUUUCUUCCAUUUGGCAUUCAAUAACUUUUGCUUUUUCCUUCCUGAUUUCCCCUGCUGUUCGUGAAAGGGCAUGCCUACUUUUUGGAGCCGAUGUAAACCUUUUUCGUCCCGGCUUUUCUAGGCUAGACCACCGUUUCCUUCGGUUCACUAAUCGGUGAUUUUUUCCGUUUUCGGUUAAAACUCCGAUUCGUUUUUGUUGUUGCCUCUGAAUUUCGUCGAGCCGAACGGCCAACGGUAUUUUCGGUGAAGGACUUUGGUGUUGAAGGGAGAUAACCUCUAACUAAACCCCCCUUUUCUAACCCACGAAUGCUCCGUAGAUAAUAUAAAAGCAACCUGUAACAAUUACUAAUAAACGCGGCUGCAGUUGCGUGUGGUGAAAGCGUUCCGCUCAACCCUCGACGAGUUCGACGAGCGCCGCUCGACGGCCAGCUCGCAGUCGUUCCAGUCGAUGCGAGGGCUCUCUCAUCUGCAUCGACUGUCCAAUGGGCCAAGCCAUCUGCAAGACGGUCUUGUGGGGUUCAACCGACGAACGUCGAACAUCUACAUCCACACAGGUGCGCAUAAGACCGUCUCCAAGGAGAACUCGGCUCCUCAUCGUCCAAACGGAUCUACUCCGCGUGUUGAGAAUAACACUUACACUGAAAAUGGGCGUUACGGAGCUUGUCCUAUAACCCAGCCUCCUAUGAGUCCGACAACAGCCACGCAAAACAUGGUGGCGUACCUGCCCGCAGAUAAAGUCGAGAAAAUCCCGCUAGUUCAACAAUGGACCCCAUCCGGUGGGGCGCGAAGCAGCGUUAAUCGACAUAUUGGCAAAUCCAUGUCAUUGGACACACCCGUCUCGAUCGCGCACGUAUGACAGGCGGAACCGACUAUCAACCAGCAAUCGCAAUAGAAAAGUCCUGCUCAAUGCGAAGGUCUUCCAAUAGGUUUUUUGUUGUCUAACAUUUACGUUUUCCAAAUCCACUUCUUGACCCAGUAGUUGUUGAAAAACUCUUUACAAAAACGGGUGCAUAACUAAUAUUGUCAAAAGUAUACAAACUCUUUAUGCAGAUUACUUCCUAUUCAAAGGUUUGUCUCUCAUUCUUUCAUCCCCACCAAAGAUUCUCAGUCCAUUUCGGGCAGCCCUUUGGCCCGAAGGCAUUAUGCGAAAAUUCUGUGAUCUCAAGGUUCCGUUCAAGAAAACGCGGCGCUCUGGUGACAAUCCUGUUCUCCAAAAAAUACUCUGGUAACUGCCAAAAAAAUCCUCGCAAUUUUCGUUUUUUUCUGAUAAGCGUCCCACGGCAUACAGAUUUAGAAAUACUCGAUAGUGAAACCCAUUAUACCGGUAAAUUUGACAAUUGUUUCGCUUCAUUUUCUUGCGUAAUAAGUUUUUACUGUCUCAGCAAAUAUUUUCCAAUAUAUAUAUAUAAUCGUUUUAACAGACAAAAAUAAAUUUUUAACCUUGAACAUUAAUUUUAUACUAGAUUUCCAAAAGUGUGAAAGGAGCGCUCGAAUAACGGUUGGUUUUUCGAUGUUGUGGUGUGUUUGAGAGAGACUAUUUUUGUGAUCGUGAUAUGGUGAUAUUAUCGUGAGGCUUACGCAGUGGCCGGAUUGGUUGUAAACUUUGAUGCGGAUCAAGAAGUUGUGUCCUGUUAUCGUAGACUAGUUGAAACCUUUGACACCAAUUUUCAGCAUGCUUUUGAGCUGAAAUUCUUGUAAAUUCACUUGCUUUUUUUGGCCAAAUUUGAAACGAAGUAAACGCAGCACACAUUUUGAAAAGUUAUUCCUUAUUUUGUUGGAGUGUACCGAUUUUUUAGGUGAUUGGUGGUGACCGAUGCGCCGAACAUUUGAUUCCCGUUCCACAUAGCUCCGCGCCGACCGACCAAGCCGUAAGCACUAUGCCUUUACUCAACGAAAAAAGCCUUGGGGAGUAGGAAUCUAGGGGUGUGAUGGCAUACCUUCAUGUCAUCAGUUCUAGAACAUCCAACUCGCAGCAAAAUACCGAGGACUUUUUGCACAAAGUAUUACCAUUUUCAGAUUUAGUCUAUUCAAAAUGAGCAAAGAAAAUCAAAAAACCAUAGAAGGUUGCGGUGAUUUUCGUUGGCCGUAUCGUUGUUGUGUAGUCUAUUGAUCGUUGUAAACCUUCUUUAGUACAUAGAAUAGUAGAUAUUUUCAUUUCUGGUUGCGGUAUUCGUGUUGUGAAAAGUUCCCCCAAUUUCAGCGAUAUCCCCCAACCAAUCCGAUGAGACUUUUUGUUUCUUUCCCUCAGUUAUUUUGUUAACCAUCUUCUUUAGUUCCUUCGUAACACAUUACCCUUUCUUAACAUAGUAUUUUUGAGUUCAUUUCUUCUUUACACCCAACUAUAUGCCAAAAAGACUUGUUUCUCCCAUCGAAAAGUCGUUGUUUAGAAAUAUCUAGACGUCAAAUUUCUCUCCGUUGUGUCUUUCCCAAUAUUGUUGGUCCAUUUUCUUCCCCAGACAAGAAUACCCAAAUUCCUCCUGAGUUGAUCGAAACCUUCUAUGACUAUUGAUCUAGGUGUUGAAGGGGAAAUCAAAUCGAAACAAAAAACUUUUUCAUUAUAUGGCUAAGGGCAGUGCAGUGGUGUGUCGGCGUCGGUUGGUCCUAUCUAUUCGAAAGUCGGACAUGACAGUAAAUGGAACGGUGAUGAAAAUGUUUGGUGCUUUUGUCAAGUUUUUUUUGUUUCUUUUCUUUACUUUCCUGAAUGUCGUAUCGGUACAUGGGUAAUAUACUUUUUAACAUCUUUUACAAACUACUAUAAUACAAACGACUUUCCAACUAUCAUGUUUCGUCACCUUUUGUGAAUCACUAAAAUUUCCGGAGUAAACACCUUUUGAGUUAACUAUUCUAUAUAACACUUUCAGUUCCUUUAGUUCCGUGUGCAGUGACCGAAAAUCUAUAAAAAAGCGGGAUAGACCUAGGUUGAAUAGCUAUUUUUUCCACCUGUAGUGAUGUCAGCUCAAUGUUGUACGUUGCGUUCGUCCAGUAAACAACUAACUUUUUCAGAUCCGAGUCAUCAAAGCCUUCCAGCAAGGGUUGGAUCGGCGGGAACCGUCGCUAACCGGUCCUAGCGCGGCGCGCCUACGCGAAAUCUCAAGGCAACUCAAGUUGCAGGCUGAACAAGAAAGUAAGUCGUCCUAAAUGGUAAAAAUAGCGGCAAAAACUUACUUUGUAAGAGCUCUAAAGAGCUUCCGAAAGUAUAAAGCUUACAUUUUGAAAGAUUGAGCAUAUCGAAGUUAUGGCGUGUAAUCUACAUGGCCAAUUGGUCAAAUGACCAUUCGAAGGGUUGGAUUCCCAUAGAAAUCUCACAAGAGGCUAUCCAAAGAGCUGGAUUGGUAGGCAAAUCAUUUACCUCAUACCAAUCCAACUCUUCGCUAGCUUUUUAUGAGAUUUUUUGGUCAAUCCACUCUUCAGUUGGUCGUUGGGACGAUUGAAUAAGUAAAUUACAAGCCAUAAACACGAUCUGCCCAAAAAUGACACCAUUACAAUCCCAUCCCAACUUCUCUUCAGGUAUCAGCCGAUCGAGGUCGCACUCUCGUCAGAACGACGCCAUCAGCUCGGUCUAG